Messenger RNA from Emericellopsis atlantica, 785 nucleotides. RefSeq lists its product as uncharacterized. The record is from RefSeq and is a predicted model, not a curated record. The transcript has 2 exons. The coding region runs from base 256 to 693 and encodes 145 amino acids. NCBI's taxonomy places the organism in Eukaryota, Fungi, Ascomycota, Sordariomycetes, Hypocreales, Bionectriaceae.
GGGUAACUAUUCACGAGUCGACACCACCCAUCCAUCUGUGAUCGAGACCCUCGCCGUAGCCCUGCUCCCCCAGUAUCACAUUUAGCCGGCCGUUCUUCUUUUGGUCUGUACCUGACGUUACAGUAUUCGCAAGGUGUCACUCCAUGUGGGACUCCAUCGCCCUACUUCAAGUCCCCUUACCCUUCUCAUCCACAAGAAGCCAAACCUCCGUCCCCAGAUUAUCUGUACUACCUACUGCUCCAUCCAUCGCCAGCCAUGAGACGACGCCUUCUCAUCGUCGUGCUCGCCGCUGCUGCCAGAGCCACUACCACGACCGACCUCAAGGCUCUCCAGGAGAAGCUGCCGCCGUGCUCACUGUCGUGUAUCGUCAAAGGCGUGGAACAAUUCGGUUGUGCGAUCACCGACCUAGAAUGUCAAUGCCGGAAUAUUGAGGCAUUGACCGCAGAGGUCUCGCCCUGUCUCGUUUCGGAUGGCUGCUCCUUUGAGGAGAUCACCGACACUGCUGCUGCUGUCGCUGGCAUCUGCGCCGAUAUCAUUGCCGCGGGCACAACUGCUCAAGCCACUCCCUCAACGAGCCAGACUGUCCCCGAAACGACAAGUGAGCCUGUCGGCACACCAACACCAGAUUCAGCUACAUCAUAUGGGGCUGGAAUAGUCGGCGUUGUGCUUCUUGCUGCCGCGGCGGCUCUGUAACGACAAGUGGUUGAAUUUGGAAAAGGAGGAAAAGUCGAGGCAAGGCGUCUAUGGGUUACUGGAAUAUACUGUAUUUGUGUCAUUUCGGUCCU